GCACCCACACUAACUCACAAGCUGAAAAAUUUUUCCUUGAGCUGAGUUAUUCUCAAUUUUAUUGAUUCAAGAUAUUCUGCACAUUUUUUUGAAGCAUGUGAAGCUAGAACCUGUCUGAAGAAGGACAGAGAUCUAUCCAGACCUUGGUUUUGCUCUUGAAUGGUUAAUUUUAAUUCUAUGACAUCAUAACAGUAUUUUUAUGUCCCUAUGUAAAUCCUUGACUGUAGCAUCUCCAGAUCAUGUGACAGAACAUGAAGACUGAACACAGAGGUUGAAUGGGAUUCUUAAAUUUUCUUGAAGCACAGGCUGUUGUCCUUCUGAAUUAAAGCAACUAGUCUGAUAAGAAGCAAAUCAGCUGGACAAACAGAGGAUUUUUAACACCUCAAGAUGGGCAGUGGAGCCAGUUCUGAGAGCAAGGAGUCGGCCAGGAGAUCCAGGGAGCUGGAAAAGAAACUCCAAGCAGAUGCACAGAGGGAAGCCAGGACAGUCAAACUACUGCUGUUGGGUGCUGGAGAGUCAGGAAAGAGCACGAUUGUAAAGCAAAUGAAGAUCAUCCAUAAAGAGGGUUUCACCUACCAAGAAUGCAUGGAGUUCAGACCUGUCAUUUACAGUAACACAGUGCAGUCUAUCCUGUCUAUCGUGAAAGCAAUGACUAAGUUAGGAAUCAGUUAUGAAAACCCAGCUAGAAUUGAAGAUGAAAGGAAGCUGUGUGCCAUGGCAACAACUCUGGAGGAUGGCGACAUGUCUUCUGAAUUGGUUGAACUCAUCAAACAACUGUGGAGCGAUGGUGGGACCCAGGCCUGCUUCGCAAGGGCAGCGGAGUACCAGCUCAAUGACUCGGCUGCCUAUUACCUCAACGCUUUGGAUAGGUUAGCAAUGCCAGACUAUGUGCCCAGUGAGCAAGAUGUUUUGCGCUCCCGAGUGAAAACAACUGGGAUUAUAGAGACUCAGUUUUCUUUCAAGGAUUUGAACUUCAGGAUGUUUGAUGUGGGUGGACAGCGAUCAGAGAGAAAAAAGUGGAUUCAUUGCUUUGAGGGAGUUACUUGCAUCAUAUUCUGUGCUGCACUCAGUGCCUAUGACAUGGUUCUGGUGGAAGAUAAAGAAGUGAACAGGAUGCAUGAAAGCCUUCAGCUGUUCAACAGCAUCUGCAACCACAAGUGCUUUGCAGCCACUUCCAUUGUGCUGUUUCUAAACAAAAAAGACCUCUUUCAAGAGAAAAUAACAAAAGUUCACCUGAAUAUCUGCUUUCCUGAGUAUAAUGGACUAAAUACAUUUGAAGAUGCUGGAAAUUACAUCAAGAAACAAUUCCUAGACUUGAACACAAGGAAAGCAGAUAAAGAGAUAUAUUCUCACCUGACAUGUGCCACAGACACCCAGAAUGUCAAGUUUGUAUUUGAUGCAGUCACAGACAUAAUAAUCAAAGAAAAUCUGAAAGACUGUGGGCUUUUCUAGCCAUUCAUUCCCUUGCUCAUAGCCUGACUUCAUCUCAGUCCACUUUGCUCUCUUCAUCCUGUGCGCUGACUGAAACAAAACACUCUAGGGAAGAA
Messenger RNA from Nipponia nippon (crested ibis), 1547 nucleotides. RefSeq names its product G protein subunit alpha transducin 3 (gene GNAT3). The record is from RefSeq and is a predicted model, not a curated record. Gene Ontology annotation, biological process: phototransduction, visible light; detection of light stimulus involved in visual perception; adenylate cyclase-modulating G protein-coupled receptor signaling pathway. Gene Ontology annotation, molecular function: G protein-coupled receptor binding; G-protein beta/gamma-subunit complex binding; GTPase activity. Lineage: Eukaryota; Metazoa; Chordata; Aves; Pelecaniformes; Threskiornithidae. Gene Ontology annotation, cellular component: heterotrimeric G-protein complex; cytoplasm.